UGCCACCAGUGUCGGCGUCGAUGCCGAUGCCUAUGCCUAUGCCUAUGCCGAUGCUGGCAGCCAGCAGAUUUAGCAACAUUACGGCAGGGCUGUCGACGUCGCAGAUCGACAGCUUGCGGAAGCAGUCGCGGCAGCUCGAAGACAGCAUGCGGCUGCUCAAGCACAUUGGCGAUGCUGAGCGGACGGUCGGGGGCAAGGUGGCGCUGGAGGUCGUGUACUACCUCGAGGCCCUGACAUGCGGCAUGGAGGACUUUUGGAUCCGGCGGGCGUUCACCUCGUCGGCGGACACGCUCAAGAACCUACUGACGAUGCGGAACAUCUGCGAGUACGUGUACAAGAAGUGCGACAGCCAAAAUUUCCUCAUUAUUCGCGGGUGCGCGGCGAUGAUCUCGGCGUGCGUGUACUACCAGCUGACGUCGAUAUCGUUCGAGCUGGCACGGGAGGCGCAGGACGCUGACGGCGUCAGCAAAGCGGUUGGCGACGCGUCGCAGUACUUUAGCGAGAUGGAUGCAUACGAUCAGUGGAGCUGCCGGCUGCUGGGCGCAGCCACGAUCUCGCAGCAGCUGCCGCAGCUCUGGCAGCGGUGUCAGGAAAGCAGCGGGCGGUUGGGCGCGUUUGAGGUGCGUUCGGAUCUGUACACCGAGAACUGGCCGUCGGUCGCGUACCCGGUGGGCGCGUCGUCGAAUCCGCUCGACGUGGCAAGCUUUGUGCGGCAGGUCGGGCGCGAGUGGCUGGGCCGGGCGGGGCUGGCGCUGCGCAUACAGGGCCACUGAUGGAGUGCGCGGGGUUUGCGUUAAUAUUAUAUGGUAAAUAUAUAUGGUGAUGCGAGUCACUUUUUAAUUUUAGUAUUGGCAUUUUGCAGUGUUUCGAAGGCGGGCAGUUGAACACGCAUACAUGCUUUAAAAUUUUUUAUCGUAAACAGAAAAAUAAAACAAGGCUUGG
Molecule: messenger RNA, 942 nt
Organism: Kickxella alabastrina
Lineage: Eukaryota; Fungi; Kickxellomycota; Kickxellomycetes; Kickxellales; Kickxellaceae
Exons: 2
Coding region: 21-773 (250 amino acids)
Source: RefSeq, a predicted model, not a curated record